Molecule: messenger RNA, 522 nt
Organism: Moneuplotes crassus
Lineage: Eukaryota; Ciliophora; Spirotrichea; Euplotida; Euplotidae
Source: the annotation of a GenBank genome assembly
AUGGAAACGAGCAAAGUUAGUGUUCUCACUGCAGAUGGCAAGAUUUUUGAGAUGGAUCCUUCAGACGCACUUGAAAUUGCAUUCAUUCGAGGAAAAAUGGAAAAUAAUGAUGAAACUGAGGAAAUACAGUUAGAACAUGUUGACUAUUCUGAGCUGGAAAAGGUUGUCCAGUUCUUACAUCAGUUGCAGAUAAAGCCUUACAAGAUGCCUAUUCCAAAGCCUUUGCCUUCUGAUAGGCUAGAGGAUUUCAUAGAUGUUCAAUGGUAUAUAGACUUCAUUGAUAUGCCGAAGAAAGAUCUUCUGAAGCUGAUUAGAGCAGCUAAUUUCCUCAACAUCGAGAGACUUUUCGAACUUGCUUGUGCCAAAAUUGGCUCCCAAAUAAAAGGCAUGACUAUCGAAGAACUUAGAGAGUUCUUUGAAAUCGUCAAUGAUUUUACAAAUGAUGAAGAAGAAACCAUCAUGAUAGGCAAAGCUAACAUUUAUCAGCACGAGCAGGAUAGCACGAUUGCACCUGAGCAAUAA